Molecule: messenger RNA, 2225 nt
Organism: Nicotiana tabacum (common tobacco)
Lineage: Eukaryota; Viridiplantae; Streptophyta; Magnoliopsida; Solanales; Solanaceae
Cellular component (GO): plasmodesma; plasma membrane
Source: RefSeq, a predicted model, not a curated record
CACCGACUAUGCAUUACUCCCUCCGUUUCAAUUGGCACCCUCCCUCUCUUUCUCAUUUGUUCAAUUGUCUGUGUAAACGCAUUUGCUUUUCAUACAUGUUUUUGAACAGUUAAAAUUCUCCUUCUCUUCUCUCUCUGUUUGUACACAGUACAACCUGCAUAUAAGUUUAUACAAGUUUCUAAAGGAGUUUCUUUGUUCAAUUUUUUUGCAAGUUUUUAUAGUCAGUUAUUCUUUCUCUACCAAGAAAAUUCCAUUAAAAAAAACAAGAAUCAUUUAACUCACUAUCACAAUGUUACCUAAAACGCCAAUGCUAUUUUCUCUUUUAACCAUUUUCAUCAUUUCCUCUUCCUUCACACAUGGAGUAGCAGAGUCUCAUUUUCGAUUACCACCCAUAUCAGAUGAAUAUAGGGAGGGGAGGAAUGAAGAUGAUGUGGUAAUGUUUUCAAGGGGUACAAAAAGGAUAUUUGCAGAAGGUCCCAAUAUUGCUGAGCCUCCAGUUCUGACUUCUUCACUUAUAUUGGCUCCAAAGAGAACUUACAGAAAAGACCCUUUAAAUGGUUUUAAGAAAUAUACUGGAGGAUGGAAUAUCAAUGAUCGUCAUUACUGGGCUUCUGUGGCAUAUACAGCAGUUCCAUUCUUUAUCGCGGCGCUGAUCUGGUUUGUGAUAUUUGGUCUAUGCUUAUUGCUCAUCUGUCUCUGCUACCGUUGCUGUAGAAGAGAACAUUAUGGAUACUCUCGAAUGGCUUAUGCUCUUUCCCUCAUAUUCCUCGUACUAUUUACCAUUGCUGCAAUCAUUGGAUGUUUCAUUUUGUAUACAGGCCAAGAGAAGUUUCACAGCAGUACAAUUAACACAUUGGAUUAUAUGGUGCAUCAGGCAAAUGCCACAGCUGAUAAUCUUAUGAAUGUGUCUGUUUAUCUAGCUGCUGCCAAACAGCUCGCAGUGGAUAACGUUUCGAUCCCUGCUAAUGUCCAAACCGACAUUGAUUACAUCCAAACAAAGAUUACUUCUUCUGCUAGUACCCUUUCUACUAAAACAGCUGGCAAUAAGGGUGACAUAGAACACCUUAUAGAAUCAGUGAGAGUGGCUCUCAUCAUUCUAUCUGCUCUUAUGCUUCUAUUGAUUGUUCUUGGAUUUGUAUUUUCAAUGUUCGGAAUGCAGGUUCUUGUUUACACUUUGGUGAUAUUUGGAUGGAUUCUUGUCACUGGGACAUUAAUUUUAUGUGGGAUAUUUCUUAUUCUCCACAACGUGACUGCAGAUACUUGUGUAGCAAUGGAUCACUGGAUCCAAAACCCCACAUCUCAUACAGCUUUAGAUGACAUAUUGCCUUGUGUGGACUAUGCCACUGCACAAGAAACAUUAACCAAAAGCAAAGAAGUGAAUUAUAACCUGGUUGAUAUUGUCAACCAGGUUAUUACAAAUGUCUCUAACAUCAAUUUCUCUCCCAACUUUGCUCCUUUCUACUACAAUCAAUCAGGACCUCUGCUGCCAAUCCUUUGCAAUCUGUUUAAUCCUGACUUAACUUCUCACACCUGUUCUCCUGCUGAAGUGGACUUGGAUAAUGCAACUCAGGUUUUGAACAACUAUGUUUGUCAAGUUUCCCCGAGUGGCAUUUGUGUCACACCGGGCCGUUUGACUCCAACUCUCUACAGUCAGAUGGCUGCUUCUGUAAAUGUGAGCUUUGGAUUGUACAAUUAUGGUCCAUUCUUAGUUCAACUGCAAGACUGUGAUUUUGUUAGGCAAACUUUUGGUGACAUAUAUAAUAUACAUUGUCCUGGUCUGCUGCAAUAUAGCAAAAGAGUGUAUGUUGGGCUAGUGAUGGUAACUGUUGCAGUGUUACUUUCUCUUACAUUCUGGAUCAUAUAUGGGAGAGAGAGGCGCCACCGCAUCUAUAAGAAAGAGCAUAUGCACAAACUUGAUGAAGGAAUUGAAGAGGAUAAACCAAUUCAAGAGUAGUCUACUUCACCUUUUGCAAUAGGACUAGCUGAGAGAUGUAUUGUUUCUGUUGUAACUUGUAUUGGGUUUGCUGUAUAUACUGAAAAACUGAUGGCAGUUCAAAGAGCCUAAGGUGUAUUGUAUGUUGAGGUUCCCAAAAUAAUUAGGUGUUGAACAAUCAAUGUGUUUCAAUCAUAGCCAUUGUAGUUUGAUAUUAGUAAACCAGCCACUAGAUUGUUGUUUAGACAAAGACUCCGUUUUUUCCUCGAUGAUAAAUCUUUCUCAGAACAUG